CAAAAUUUCAAAAUCGUCUCUCAAUUUUAAAACUCAGAAACAAAGAAAACCCAGAUUUCUUUUUUCUUUUUUGGAAAGAAAAAUGGGGGAUUGCAGGCCAUUGGGGUUCUUACUGGGACUUCCUUUCGCCCUCAUUGCACUGGUUUUAGCCGUCGUUGGAGCUGUUAUAUGGGUUCUUGGGACCAUAUUGAGUUGCAUUUGCCCAUGCUGUAUUUGCUGUGCUGGACUUGCGAAUUUCGCUGUGGAUCUUAUCAAGCUUCCCAUUAGAGUUCUUAGAUGGUUCAUCGAUCAAAUCCCAUGUUGAUUAAUUUGGUAUUAUUUGAUUCUUUUCUUUUUAAGUUUGUGAUUGUAGAAUGUAGAUUGUUAGACGAUGUGAUUUUAUGAACGCCAUUGUUGUUGAUGAUUAACAAAGCUUGAGAAUUUGAUUCUUGAGUGCUUUC
Messenger RNA from Hibiscus syriacus, 440 nucleotides. Its product is annotated as signaling peptide TAXIMIN 2. Bases 83 to 304 code for a protein of 73 amino acids. NCBI's taxonomy places the organism in Eukaryota, Viridiplantae, Streptophyta, Magnoliopsida, Malvales, Malvaceae. The record is from RefSeq and is a predicted model, not a curated record. The transcript has 2 exons.